Molecule: messenger RNA, 591 nt
Organism: Pistacia vera
Lineage: Eukaryota; Viridiplantae; Streptophyta; Magnoliopsida; Sapindales; Anacardiaceae
Exons: 2
Coding region: 32-496 (154 amino acids)
Source: RefSeq, a predicted model, not a curated record
UUGUAAAUUAAUCAAACAAAUCUCAAGAUAUAUGCUGUAUCUACUAGUUGUGCAUCCUGCAAUGGUAUCAAUUGGAUUGGCUCAGACUAGCUUUCAGGACAUAAGUGCUGUAGUUAGGGAUAUAGCUUCACCGGCAAGAGGAAAAGGCGAUAAACGAGGCCGGAAGAGGAAUAUUGAUAAAACCGCAGCAUCCAAAAGAUUGGCUGACUCCUGUUUUUUGGGAUUGGAAGGAGUCUUAGGGGAGGCAUUGGAGCAUAUUCAGAAGAUGACACAUGAAGAAAAGGAUUUGGCGGAGAAAUGGAACAAAAUUGGUUGCAUUUGGCUGGAAAUACUUGCUUUUACAGCAAGUAAGUGUAAAGGGAGACAGCAUGGGCAACAGCUUAGAAGUGGUGGAGAGUUUCUAACUCAUGUAUGGCUUCUCAUGGCACACUUUGGCUUAACCGAUCACUUUCUACAGCCAAAUAAACAAGAAAUAGUUAGGCUCAUUGCCAAAUAAUUAAUCAACCAAGUGCCCUCAAAAAUAUUUCUUAGUUGUUUUUACUUCAUCGAUCACCAGAGACCUUUCUGUAAUCAUCCAAAUAAAUUUAACUA